Gambusia affinis (western mosquitofish) is the source of this 1170-nucleotide messenger RNA. Its product is annotated as vesicular glutamate transporter 3-like. Gene Ontology annotation, biological process: regulation of synapse structure or activity; monoatomic anion transport; transmembrane transport. Bases 201 to 902 code for a protein of 233 amino acids. Lineage: Eukaryota; Metazoa; Chordata; Actinopteri; Cyprinodontiformes; Poeciliidae. Gene Ontology annotation, cellular component: excitatory synapse; synaptic vesicle membrane. Gene Ontology annotation, molecular function: L-glutamate transmembrane transporter activity; neurotransmitter transmembrane transporter activity. The transcript has 5 exons. The record is from RefSeq and is a predicted model, not a curated record.
UUCUGCACGGAUCCAAAAGUUGGAAAAGUCCUCAUCACUUUGGGACCUCUAGCACCACAGGUGUCAAUCCCAACUGGUACACAGUGAAGGAGGAUGACAAGCGGCAUCUAGUGGAUAUUUUUUUUCUCGUUUUCUUCAUAAGAACUACUGAGUAGCUAAGAUUUUGUUUUGGAAUAAAAGAAAAACAAAAAACCGAAAAGAUGCCUUUUGAUUUUGCAAGUUUGAAAAAUCAGGUGCUAAAACCUGGGAAGGAGGAGGCCAAGAAUACUGUGGGGGAUUCUUUAGGAAAGCUGCAGAGGAAAAUGGACGGUAGUAAUGUUGAGGAUGAGGAAAACAUUGAACUGACAGAAGAUGGACAGCCGGUGACAUCAGCACCACUUCCUGCCCCCCUGCUGGACUGCAGCUGCGGCGGUCUGCCCAAGCGCUACAUCAUUGCCAUCCUCAGUGGCCUGGGCUUCUGCAUCUCCUUUGGCAUCCGAUGCAACCUGGGCGUGGCCAUUGUAGAGAUGGUGAACAACAACACAGUCUAUAUCAACGGGACGCGAGUGAUUCAGAAAGCUCAGUUUAACUGGGACCCAGAGACUGUGGGGCUGAUCCACGGGUCCUUCUUUUGGGGCUACAUCGUCACUCAGAUCCCAGGCGGAUUCAUCUCCAACAAGCUGUCUGCCAACAGGGUUUUUGGGGCUGCCAUUUUUCUAACAUCAGUGCUGAACAUGUUCAUCCCGUCAGCUGCCAGGGUGCACUAUGGCUGCGUCAUGUUUGUACGCAUCUUGCAGGGGUUAGUGGAGGGGGUCACCUACCCAGCGUGUCACGGGAUGUGGUCCAAGUGGGCUCCGCCUCUCGAACGUAGUCGACUGGCGACCACAUCAUUCUGCGGUGAGUCACGUCGCUCCUUUCUUUAAUCUAACAAACAGCAGCUCUGAGCUUUUUUUUACCAUUCCAAACAUCUUUGAUGGAACCUCCUCACAAGUCACAAGGAGUACGACAAGUAAAUGGACAUGUGCAGAUGCCAAGCUUCCAAGGGAUUGUGGGAGAUUUUUUCUUCUUCUUUUUUUUAAUACAUAUUAGACAAAACAUACUGUGUGCAAAAUUACCAGUUGAAGCAAUGAGAAAUUUGCAGCUUGAUAUGCAUCGCAGCAAUGUUGAAGCUGGUGUAUUUUAUGCAGCAGG